UUUUGGAAUUUAUAUUUCGGAAAGUAAACGUUUUUAAACAAAAUGGGUGAGCGCAAGGGACAAAAUAAAUAUUAUCCGCCAGACUAUGAUCCCAAAAAAGGUGGCCUUAACAAAUUCCGCGGCACCCAUGCUUUGCGGGAAAGGGCCAGGAAGAUUCACUUGGGCAUAAUAAUCAUCAGAUUUGAAAUGCCCUACAACAUUUGGUGUGAUGGCUGUAAGAAUCAUAUUGGAAUGGGUGUUCGUUACAACGCUGAGAAGACCAAAGUGGGAAUGUACUAUUCCACUCCCAUCUAUAAGUUCCGCAUGAAAUGUCAUUUGUGCGACAAUCAUUUUGAAAUACAGACAGAUCCUGGCAAUUUGGAUUAUGUUAUAUUAUCGGGUGCUAGAAGACAGGAAAAUCGUUGGGAUCCUACACAAAACGAACAAGUUGUGCCUGAAACGAAAGAAGUACAAAAACGUUUAUUUGACGAUGCCAUGUAUAAGUUGGAACAUCAAGCUAAAGAUCAAAAGGCCGGAGAUCAAGCAAAGCCAGUUUUAGAAAAGCUAAUGGAAAGGAAUAAAACGGUUUGGAAUGACUGUUAUGAAGCCAAUUGUAAACUAAGAGCUGAAUUCAGGUCCAAGAAAACAGAAUUAAAAGCAUUGAAAGAACUUGAUGAAAAACUAUUGGCCAAAAGCAGUCUAGAUAUAGCACUGUUGCCGGAAACUCAACAAGAUCGACAAAUGGCUGCUCUAAUGAAACUGCAAAGUAAAUCUGCCCAGGAAAGAGAAGAAGAAAAGCGUAUAGACAUUCUGCUGCAACCAACACUACCAGGUUCAACGCAAACUACUUUUGGAGGUCUUAAGCGUCAAAAGGCAUUAAGUUCUCAUCUAGACUACAAACUACUGGGAAUCAAACGAAAACAGAAUUCAAAUGAGGCAAACUCAACUAUCUCAACUCAAAACAGUGAAAAAGAAAGUGAGAUAUGUAUAGGCACAGAUAUGAAACCUAUAGAUGACAUAAAUUUAGCAGACAAGAAUGAUCCAACUACCUCUACAAAUUCCAACAAUGUUUGUUUAAUAACUUUACCUAAAAGUUUAGCAUUAGUCUGUGAUUAUGAUAGUUCCAAUUCGCCAACAUCAUCUUCAUCGUCUGAGAAAUCAGAUAAUGAAGAAAGCUAAACACUACAUAUUUAUUUAAUUGUGUAGUUUUUUAUUACUUGUAUAAAUAUCAAAAGAAAUUAAUAGAUUUAAGACAGAAUAGUUAAUAAAUGCUUUAUAAAUCGGCGGUUUCUACGCCAGCUUCUGCCGCAUAAA
Calliphora vicina (urban bluebottle blowfly) is the source of this 1293-nucleotide messenger RNA. RefSeq names its product coiled-coil domain-containing protein 130 homolog. The transcript has 2 exons. Gene Ontology annotation, biological process: mRNA splicing, via spliceosome. Gene Ontology annotation, cellular component: U2-type spliceosomal complex; post-mRNA release spliceosomal complex. The record is from RefSeq and is a predicted model, not a curated record. The coding region runs from base 43 to 1158 and encodes 371 amino acids. Lineage: Eukaryota; Metazoa; Arthropoda; Insecta; Diptera; Calliphoridae.